Molecule: messenger RNA, 1620 nt
Organism: Rhincodon typus (whale shark)
Lineage: Eukaryota; Metazoa; Chordata; Chondrichthyes; Orectolobiformes; Rhincodontidae
Product: photoreceptor outer segment membrane glycoprotein 2-like
Exons: 4
Coding region: 168-1265 (365 amino acids)
Biological process (GO): visual perception
Cellular component (GO): membrane
Source: RefSeq, a predicted model, not a curated record
GAUCAAUAGAUUUUUGAUUACCAAUGGUGUACAGGAUUUUCGGGAUGGGGUGAAUAAAAGGGAAGCACUCACUGACGAUCUGACCAGAGUCCCCGCCACCUGACCUGUCUGUCAUCCCUUUUACACCCAAACGGAGUCGGACAACCCUCCUUCUGGCUCGCUCAGUCAUGGCGGUUCUAAGAGUAAUGUUCACCAAAAGCAAAAGGAACAAACUGGCCCAGGUGUUGUGGAUCUUAAACUGGGUGUCGGUCGUGAUGGGUCUGGUUUUGAUCAUCUUGGGAGCUUUUCUGAAAAUGGAGAUCAGGAAACACAGUGAGGUAAUGGUCAGCCGAGGGGCAGAUUCUAUUCCGCACAUGCUGCUGGUCGUGGGAGCCAUUGCCUGCGGCAUCAACUUCCUUGGGAGCAAGAUCUGCCAUGAUUGUUCGGACGCCCAGAGGUUCACCCGCUGGCGCUUGGCCAUGCUUCCUUAUGUCGUCUGCACCUUCUUCUUCACCUUCUGCAUCCUCGCUGGGGCGCUGAUGUGCUACACCAUGAAGAGCUCCCUGGAGGAAUCUUUCAACCUGGGCCUCAAGCGAGCUAUGAGUUUUUACAAGGACACCGACACCCCGGGGUGGUGCUUCAUGAAGAAGACAAUUGAUGAGCUGCAGUUCAAGUUCCACUGCUGUGGGAACAAUGGAUUCAGAGACUGGUUUGAAGUCCAGUGGAUCAGCACACGCUACUUGAACUUGAAUUCCAAAGACGUUCAGGACCGUUUAAAGAGUAAUGUAGAUGGGAAGUACUUGCUGGAUGCAAUUCCCUUCAGUUGCUGCAACUACAACUCUCCUCGGCCUUGUAUCCAGCAUCAACUCACCAACAACUCGGCUCAUUACAACUAUGACUACCUGACUGAAGAGCUCAACCACUGGACAACAGGCUGCAGGCAGGCAUUGCUUGACCAUUACACCCAGAUCAUGCAGUCUGUAGGACUGUCUGUAUUCAUCAUAUGGCUCUUUGAGAUUUCAGUUCUCACUGGUGUCAGAUAUCUACAGACUGCAAUGGAAAACGUCCUGCUGCAUGGUGACCCUGAGUGCGAGUCAGAGGGUUGGCUACUGGAGAACAACUUUGUGGAAAAAGCUAAAACAAAUCUGAACAUCAUUAAAACUCUGUGCAAGGUCAACCAGGUAUCCACUGUCUCUGGAAUGGAAGAUCCCAAUUUGGAUGUUAAAACAGCUGCCUAUGGACCUGACAAUGUCCCUCACAAAAUCCUCCCCACAACUAGGGACUAGCAACCUUCUCCAUGCAUCUUGUUUUCAGAAUGGCCAUGAAUGUAUUUUAGGUCGGUGAAGGGGGUCAACAUUCUGGCAAAGUCAUGGUCAAAUUAUGGAUUAUGUAAUAAACAUUACCUAAGGACAGUCCCACACCUGGGUGACAUACUUCAGUGGAUGUUGAAUCUAUCCCAAAUAUUUUGGGUGUUUCUGUUACUUUCAACAGACAUGCUAUGGUAUUUGCUGAUUGCAAAAUAGUCAAACCUGAUGUCCAUUCUUCUCCAAAAUUAUGUACAUUUAACUCUGGGUCAUUAAUAGCCCUUCUUGAGAGAUGAGUCAUUUUCUGUUUCAAUCUAUUGCUGUUUUUGUCUCUCUU